AUGGCAAGAUUACUGGCGUUUCGCCCGCCAUCUAAUUUAGUCGGUAUCGAGAUGACUGACCAUUGGCCAUAUGUUAGCGUUCGAAUACCGGUAGGUGCAUUGACCCCUACUGCGAAAAUAGAGCACCGCAUUUACAUCCAUUCCUUGCAAAAUUCAGCUUUAAAUGUCCGGAAGCCGUUGCAAAUGGGAGAGAAAGAAAGGAAUGAACUUUGUUCAUAUUGUCGUGUUGUCGGAGCAAUCUAUUGUUUCUCUCUUCUAACAGAUGUUCUGAUUAACUACACUUCAACAGUGUCCAUUGGAUUGGAUCUGUUUGUUACCAACACUCAUGCAUACCUCUCUAUCCUGCCCGAGGCAUGUGAUCUCUCUGAACAGAGGAAGGCAAAAGAGGCAGUCAACAACGAUAUGGCAUCGCGGUUGACAUCAUUAUCAGAGCAAUCGUUACCACAAGAUGAUCCAUCCGAUUCUGUACCACUUCUCGUCUCUCGGCAACCCGUCUCUCAAAAUGGACAAAAGUGCUACCGCAUCAAUUAUUGCCUAAUGUCAUGUCAUCUCAUCUAUCAUCAACCAAUUGAAAAUUUCAAGUUGGAAGGGAUAGGGAGAGGAGCAGAAGAGGAGGAGGAGUGGGAAGGAAGAAGAGAUGAUCAGAAGCUUGACGACAGAUGGCCUACUGCUGCUGCUGCGGUUACUGCUGCUGCUGCUGAUUGGUAUUACGGUGGCGUGGCGGUGGUGCUGUGA
Molecule: messenger RNA, 735 nt
Organism: Acanthocheilonema viteae
Lineage: Eukaryota; Metazoa; Nematoda; Chromadorea; Rhabditida; Onchocercidae
Source: the annotation of a GenBank genome assembly